UGUCGAUUGCCAUUAGAUACUCAGAUAGACUGUAGAAUAUAGUAGAAUAAUAAAACAACUCAAUUUGAGGUUAUGACUUUGUUCUUUCUCUUAUUUUAUUAAUAAUUUAUUUUUGUAUUGAAAUUGUUUAACAUUAAAAGAAAUUUUAUUCGUGAAAAAUGUCGUCGUGGAAAAAAGCAGCAAAAUCCACACAAAAAACUCACAGAGAACGUCAUCAACCUGAAUCUCGACAACACUUGGGUCUACUAGAGAAGAAAAAAGAUUAUACAGCCAGAGCAAAGGAUUAUAAUGAAAAGCAGGCUACUUUGAAAUUAUUGAGGAAAAGAGCUCUAAACAAGAAUCCAGAUGAAUUUUAUUUUCAUAUGAUCAAUUCUAAAACUGUAAAAGGUAUUCAUCGUGAAAUUGAAAAGGAUGAAAAUUACACAGAGGACCAAAUAAAACUUAUGGAAACACAAGACAUAAAAUACAUUGCUUAUAAAAGAAAUAUUGAAACUAAGAAAGUUGAAAAGUUACAUAGUAAUUUACAUAUGAUUGAUGCAGCAAAUGAAGUAAAAAAUCAACAUAUAUUUUUUGUAGACGAUGAUGAAGAUGCGAAAAAUUUUGACCUAGCAGCAAAAUUAAAUACACAUCCAGCUUUAUUGAAUAGACGAACAAAUAGGCCUAAGUUAGAUGCUUUAAAGAAAAUGAAAUUACCUAAAUUUGAUGAAGCAACGUUGAAGAAAAUUGAGCAGCAAAAACAUAUGGCUUACAAAGAGUUGAGUAAGCGAGUUGAUCGUGAAAAAGAACUAACUGUAGUGCAACAGGUGUUAGAAGUAAAAAAAGCAUUGAAAAAUAAAAAAGUGACAAAGCCAACUAGAGUGAAACCUGGUUCAAAAGACUGUGCACCUAUUUAUAAAUGGAAGUAUGAGAGAAAGCGAUAAUGAAAGAAUGUAGGUAAUGAAAAAAUUAUUUGUACAUUAAUUUUAUUAUAAAACUUACUUUUAUAAAUACAAAACUAUAUUGUAAAAUUUGACCAUAUUAUUACUCUCAAUCAUAUUUUAUAAAAAUUAUAUUUUAAUCAAUUCAUUUAUCUAAUAAAAUGCUACAUUUUAUAAAAUAUGUUUAA
Phymastichus coffea is the source of this 1105-nucleotide messenger RNA. RefSeq names its product probable U3 small nucleolar RNA-associated protein 11. The record is from RefSeq and is a predicted model, not a curated record. The coding region runs from base 159 to 920 and encodes 253 amino acids. The transcript has 2 exons. Gene Ontology annotation, biological process: rRNA processing. Gene Ontology annotation, cellular component: nucleolus; small-subunit processome. NCBI's taxonomy places the organism in Eukaryota, Metazoa, Arthropoda, Insecta, Hymenoptera, Eulophidae.